Molecule: messenger RNA, 1218 nt
Organism: Ilex paraguariensis (yerba mate)
Lineage: Eukaryota; Viridiplantae; Streptophyta; Magnoliopsida; Aquifoliales; Aquifoliaceae
Source: the annotation of a GenBank genome assembly
AUGCCCAGCUCUCUAACGUUGUCCUCUUCUGCAAAGCAAAUCCACCGUCGCCCACUACUCUCUUUCACGCCCAGUUCUCUCUCACAUCUAGAGCUUCAUCGUUGCUCUCUUCUGCGAAGCAAAACCCCUGUCAAACGACAGCCACCGCCACCCACUACUCAACACCCAGAAGUUGGCCAGACACCAUGUUCUAUAAUUUUGUCAAACGAAUGCAUGAUAAACACUUCAGGGAUGCCACACAAUGCUCUUGGAAGGUUAAAGGCUAUAUACCUCAGAGAACCUGCCCUUGUCUCUACAAUCCCUCCAUUAUCUAGCCCUGACAACAACCUGCGGCAACGCUAUGGGGUUAUUGAAGCAAGUGAAGGGGUUAUUGAAGCAAGUGAAAAGAUGAAGCAUGUAGCUGCUGUUGUAAAACACCAAAAAGACCCACUAAGGGCACUAGAAAUGUUCAAUUCAGUUAAAAAAGAAGAUGGGUUUAAGCAUAAUUUGUUAACUUAUAAAUGUAUGGUUGAAAAGCUUGGUUAUCAUGGGGAAUUUGAAGCCAUGGAAGGUAUGAUUGCGGAGAUGAGGAUGAAUAUGGAUAAUGGCUUGUUGGAAGGAGUGUAUACUAGUGCCAUUAGAAAUUAUGGUAGGAAAGGGAAGAUUCAAGACGCUGUUAAUGUGUUUGAGAGAAUGGAUUUUUACAAUUGUGAGCCGUCAGUGCAAUCUUAUAAUGCAAUUAUGAAUAUAUUGGUUGAGCAUAAGUAUUUUGAUCAAGCACACAAAGUGUACAUGAGAAUGAGAGAUAGAGGGAUUCUUCCUGAUGUAUAUACCUUCACAAUUAGGAUAAAGUCGUUUUGUAGGAUGAGGAGACCGCAUGCUGCCCUGAGGCUUCUCAACAACAUGCCAGCCCAAGGAUGUGAGUAUAAUGCAGUUGCCUAUUGUGCAGUGAUCAGGGGAUUUUAUGAAGAGAAUAAUCCAGGUGAGGCAUAUGAAUUGUUUGUUGAGAUGCUCAGACUAGGAUUCUUGCCUAAUAAUAUCACAUUUAAUAAGCUUAUACACACUCUUUGUAAGAAUGGGGAUGUCCAAGAAAGUGAAAGACUUCUCAACAAGGUUUUCAAGCGGGGGGUGUCCCCAAAUUUGUUCACGUUCAAUAUAUUCAUUCAAGGCCUUUGUAGAAAAGGUAUGCUUACUGAGGCUGCCAGGAUGUUGGAUAGUUUGAAAAAAGGAUGUUUGUAA